AGCUCUAUAAAGCUGCAGCUCUGGAGCUUCAGCCUCAGUUCGAGCUGCGGGAAUCGAACAGUGAACUUUGUCACUGAGGAACUUUGCACGUUCACUUCAGAACAAACAGACUUUUCUGGACUUUUCUGGAUAAAAACACUGGAAUCAUGAAAUCUCCAAAGCUCAAAGCCCAAGCGGACCUCGUGCACGAGCAGGACCUGAGUGACGUCCUGUGCGAGUUCGACGCGGUGAUGGAGGACUUCACGUCGCCGGUGGAGAAACGUCACUUCCGGUACGACGAGCACCUGAAGACCGCGAAGAGGAGGAGCAGCGCAUGCGUCAGCGACAGCGGCAUCAGCGACUCCGACAGUGCAGAGUCUCUGAACAGAAACAGCUUCAGCUUCAGUGACGAGCGGCUGAAUUCUCUCUCCGUGUUCUCGCCCUCCGCCGCCUCGCCGCCGCCGCUGACGUCACCGAAACCCAGACUCGGGGACACCAAGGAGCUGGAGGACUUCAUCGCCGACCUGGACAAGACGUUAGAGAGCAUGUGACACGGAGGCUGGCAGGCGGAGUGAAGCCACGAGAGAGAGAGAGAGAGGGGGGGGGU
Limanda limanda (common dab) is the source of this 586-nucleotide messenger RNA. RefSeq names its product regulator of cell cycle (gene rgcc). The record is from RefSeq and is a predicted model, not a curated record. Gene Ontology annotation, biological process: regulation of cell cycle. Lineage: Eukaryota; Metazoa; Chordata; Actinopteri; Pleuronectiformes; Pleuronectidae. Bases 147 to 530 code for a protein of 127 amino acids. The transcript has 5 exons.